Prunus armeniaca (apricot) is the source of this 975-nucleotide messenger RNA. Lineage: Eukaryota; Viridiplantae; Streptophyta; Magnoliopsida; Rosales; Rosaceae. The record is from the annotation of a GenBank genome assembly.
AUGAGGAUAUGGUGCAAAAGAUCACCUUCUUUUCCUGUUGGUUUUGGAGGUAAUAGUCAAGAUGCUCAGAUAUGGAGGCCUACUUCUAAUGGCAUCUUUACUGUUAAAUAUGCUUUUCAGCUGAUCCAUGGGGGUUCUAAUUGGUCCGAUGCUUGUUGGAAGGGUCUGUGGAGUAUGUCUCUCCCGCCUAAGUUGAAAGUUUUCUUAUGGCUUGUUUUCCAAGGUAAGAUCCUAACUAAUGAGCAAAGAGUUAGGAGACAUUUAGCUGUGGAGUCCUCUUGUUCUGUAUGUGGUUGGCACUCUGAAAAUAUCAUUCACACUCUUAGGGAUUAUGGGCGUGCUAAGGAAGUAUGGCUUACUGUUCUACCUCCAAGUAAAUUCCAUGAUUUUUUCUUAUCUGAUUAUCCUUCUUGGCUUCGGAGCAAUCUCUUUUCUAAAGCUAAGUGGGAAGGGAGGUCUCCUUGGAAUAUCAUGAAUAUUAUUUGUGCUGCUGUUUUGGAUUGGGUUAAGGCUUCUAGUGUGAAUUGUAGGAAUGUGCCUAGAACUCAGGUUAUGCUAAGGUGGGAGCCGCUUGGAAGUGGGUGGGUUAAGCUCAAUGUGGAUGGCACUUGCAUGAAUGCUUCUGGGAAAAUUGGUGCUAGUUGUGUGAUUAAAGAUUGCUUUGGGGAGUGGUGUGGAGGUUUUGCAGUGAAUUUGGGGAAAGGGCGUAUUUUGGAUGCUGAAAUCUGGGGUUUGUUUUUUGGCCUCCGAUUAGCAGUGGCAAAGGGCUUCACCAAGAUCCUCAUAGAAAUGGAUUCUCAUAUUGCUAUGAAUCUAUUCCAACAAAGGGAUUCUCUAUGUUUCCAUCCUCUAGCUGCUUUGCUCUCAAACUAUAUGGGAAGAUGCUUAGACAUUUUGAGAGUUGGAAUAUCUAGCAUAUUUUUAGAGAGAAGAAUGGUUUGGCGGAUUGCCUUGCCAAAUGGAGCCAUAAUCUAG